Tetranychus urticae (two-spotted spider mite) is the source of this 2136-nucleotide messenger RNA. It is a transcript of the gene cv-2, whose product is annotated as crosveinless 2-secreting protein. The record is from RefSeq and is a predicted model, not a curated record. Lineage: Eukaryota; Metazoa; Arthropoda; Arachnida; Trombidiformes; Tetranychidae.
GAGUUUCAGGUGAUGAUAAUCGAAGGAGGAUAAAGGAAAAGCGACUGAAAAAAUAGCAGUUCCCUAAGUUGCCAUCUUUUACCCACAAUGGUUAUCAUUAUUUCAAAUGACUAUUAUUAUUGUUUGGAGAAAAAAUUUGUGGAAAAUGUGAUGCUGAUGCUAAUGAUAACAAUACGAAUUUAACUGCAAGGUUAGUCGUAUUUGCCGUUUAAUUGGAUCGACAGUGGAAAGGUAUGCAAUUUGUAUUAUGAUAAUGUUGAGAACGAGAAGGAAAUAUCUUAAAUGAUGCUGUAAAUUUGAAGGGAGACUUAACCACUUAGAAUGAUGUCACGAGCAAUCCUAAGGAGUAAAAAACAAGAUGAUGAUAGUUUUGUGAAGAUUGAGAGAGAGAGAGAGAGCCUAAGGAAUGAGAGACAGAAAAGUGAGCUAAAAGAGUGGGGUGGUGAAAGGCAAGGGAGAUAGAGAGUAAGAGAGAAAGAGGAAUGAAGAUGAUGAGGUCCAAAGUAGGAGCCACUGACAAGCUUUUAACUCUCAUCUCGACCAGUUUGCAAAUCGUUGAAACAAGAGAAAGUACAACUUUAGUUGGAAUCAAUAUCAAUAUAACAUCAAAAAUAAAUAAACACUAAACAUCAUCUUUACUCCUUAAUCAUCAUCAUCAUUUCAUCACAUCCUCUCUCAUCUUCAUCAUCGUCAUCAUCAAUAUCAUCUUCAUUGGACAGUAAAAUUAAACAUGAUAACCAUAAUUAAUGGUGAAAGAAUUAGACAAACGUUGUUACCAUCAUCAUCUUCAUUUACUUUUGUUGUAAACUUUACUCUAUCAAGUCUAAUUUUCUUUAUCAUAAUGAAUAAUCAAAAGAUCAUCUUGGUCUCAUGUUUCAAAAAUUUAAGUUUUAUCCAAGGUUCACCGAUAAAGUGUUCAAACGAAGGCCAAACAGUUAAAGUUCCGUUCUUAUCCAAAGACCCUUGUAUUACGUGUAAAUGUACAAAUGGUGAAAUUGCUUGUCAACGCGAUUCUUGUUUUGGCUUUAAAGGUGGAGGAAUAGCAAGUCUCAGCGGUGGAAGUGGAUGUGGAAGAGGCACAAGUUGCGGUUCCAAUAGACGCUUAAUUGGUAACAAUUAUGUUUCCAAUAACGCCAAUAACAAUAUUCUUAAUGGAGUUGGUGUUUGUAAAAUUGAAAAUAGUCCAUCUAAAUUGUACACAUUUGAUGGACUUGCUUAUAAAUAUAUUGGCCAGUACAAUUAUGUGUUAUCAAGAGAUUGCUCAAAGAAAAUAUUCUCAAUUCAUUUGGUCAAUACGGAUCCAAAUGGUGGUCAAGUUUCUCCAUCUUUACCAUCACCUGGAGCUUUAUCUGCACCAUCUUUACCAUCUCCAUCACCGUUAUCAUCAGCACCUUCAUCUAGUUAUUGGCCAGGAAACUCAAUACGAGACAUUCAUCCAUUGAUGAAUACCAUUAACCAUGAUCAACUAAACUAUUCAUUAAUAACAAACAAUCUUCAAACUCAUCAUUCCUCUUCUCAAUUACAACCUAACUUUAACACAUUAGUUGUUAAAAUUAAAGGAAUUAAAGUGCGAAUUAGUAAAACUGAUGUUAAAAUUGGACGCAAAUUAGUUACCUUACCUUAUAUUAAACUUGGUGUUUUAUCUGUGAUACGUGAUGGACGUAAAAUAAUAGUUCGUUCAAAUAUUGGAAUCCGUGUGAUAUGGGAUAGACAAAACUCAACUCAAGUAUUCAUUCCUCGUAGUUUUAAGAACAAGGUUUGCGGACUUUGUGGUAAUUUUAAUGGCAGUCCAAAAGAUGAUUUUAUGUCUAAACGUGGUUUAAAGGCCAGUGAUUCUGUAUCGUUUUUUAAUUCAUGGAAAGUAGGAGGACAUCGAAGUUUAAAAGAUGUAAUUGUGCUCAAAUUAUAUCAAUACACAAAAUUGAGAACCAAGAAAAAGAAAAGUUUAAACAUAUUUAGAUCGUAAAAAUCUGUAAACAUUUAAGUUAGUCCAACUGUUAGCAAUUUUAUGUUCCAAUUUUUCCUGUAAUAAGUCUUUAUAAUUAUAAAGACACACCCAAUAUUGUAAAUUUUUAUACAUAUGUGUACAAUUAUAUUUUUGUUUAUAAAAAUUAUUUAUAAAAAAUAUAAAAAUUA